Funneliformis caledonium is the source of this 1254-nucleotide messenger RNA. The record is from the annotation of a GenBank genome assembly. NCBI's taxonomy places the organism in Eukaryota, Fungi, Glomeromycota, Glomeromycetes, Glomerales, Glomeraceae.
AUGAGUACAUCAUCAUCACCUGAUUCGCGAAGUAAAUCUCAAAAAAAGAGAGGCAAAAUCAACAUUGUAGCAUGUGAUAGAUGUAAGCGUGAUAAAAAAAGAUGUGAUGGGAAUUAUCUCACUCAAAAAACCUGCGAAUAUUGUCAAAAUCAUAACGAAAUUUGCGUCUACUCGGAGCCAAAUUUCUUGAGGAUCAGUCGCAUUUUGAAUGCUGCGGCGAAAAAUGCCGCUGCGGAGGAACGUGAAUCGGAUGAUCGCGAGAAACUUCAAAAACAAUUAAUAGAAUACGAAAGUAUCAUAAACAAGUUAUCAAGUCAACUCGAAAUUAAAAGUAAAACCGAUCAAUCAAAUACAUUAAAUUCCAUCGAAAAACUUUAUAUUUCUUUAUUCGCAAAUUCCCAAAUUUCAAUCGAGCAGACAAUGAUCUUAAAGAAAUUAUGCGAGAUUACCCAUGCCCCCAUAAAUUUAAAUGUAUACGGUAAUGAAAUUCGAAAUAAAUUGUCAAUACUUGAAACAGAUACCGUAACUGAUGAGGAGAAAAGACAAUGUUGGGAAGAACUUGAUAAAUUUAUUAAGAUGCACAAUGAUAGCGUGUUUAAUAAUAUUAUACAAUGCGGAUUUUCACACCCUUCCGUUUCUACUACGCCCAUCCCAUCCCCCCAAUUUUUAGAAGAGUUUAAUACUUCAAAUGAUUUAAAUGAUUUGCUUUGUACUGAAUUUCAACCUCACGGCGAUUCUGUUGAAUCAACGUAUGACACCACGAUCCACCGCGUUACCACGCCCAAAAAGCGUAAUGCUCUCAAGGCUAAGGAUAGGUACGAGCCAUAUCCACCAGGAGGUUACAUCGCUAUUAGACCAUCAAAAAAAGAGACCAAUAUCAUGGUUUGGCAUCAAAAUGAUCCAAGUGAAGAUGUUCCUAUAAUUGCCGUUCCUGCACCUCACAAUAAAAAAUUAACCGUCAAUUCAAACGAAGCCCUACAAAAUCCAAACGUUCGGAUUGAUAACUUCAACGAGGUUUUACAAUUUCCAACAUCGAACAUUAUAUUUUCCUCUAACUUACCCUAUGGGUUUGAUAAAGUAGGACAAUUUUCAAAUGUAACUUCGCCCACAUUUUCUUCGAGUGAAAGUUAUAAUUCAGAUGAUAACUUUGAAUAUCCUACCUUCUUGUCGGAUUCUGUAAUUUUAGAUUCGGACGAAAAUUGGUUAGAGGUUUUUCCAAAUUCAUCGGGUUCUUACAAUAAAAUUUUUUAUUAA